Molecule: messenger RNA, 1761 nt
Organism: Abrus precatorius (Indian licorice)
Lineage: Eukaryota; Viridiplantae; Streptophyta; Magnoliopsida; Fabales; Fabaceae
Product: aldehyde oxidase GLOX1-like
Exons: 4
Coding region: 1-1761 (586 amino acids)
Source: RefSeq, a predicted model, not a curated record
AUGUCCCAAUUGCACAAGGUUCUUUUCAUUCUCACUCUUUUGUUCUCUGUCGUGGCCGAAGCCAAAAGUAAGAAGAAUAAGCACAAAAAACCUCAUGCUCCCAAGAGUUUCAACCCACCUCAAAACAUUUCCUUCAUACAAGUAGAUCCACCUGCUCUAGAAAACAAGGGUGAUUUCGAAAUAUAUUCCACUGGGCAUUGGGAAUUGAUUUCUGAAAAUGCAGGGGUAUCAGCCAUGCAUAUCAACUUGUUGUCCACAAACAAGAUCAUCGUUUUUGAUGCCAAAGUGUACCGUAUGUCCAGAAUCAGAUUACCAGAUGGCGUGCCAUGCCUUCCCUACAAAGAUUUCAAGACUAAUGAAGACAAACUCGAUUGUUUUGCUCACGUAGUGGAAUACGAUAUUGAGACAAACAAAGUUAGGCCAAUCAAGAUAAAUGAGGGAGAUCCAUGGUGUUCCUGCGGAGGGGUUGCACCUGAUGGUACCUUCGUGAAUGCUGGUGGUUUUGCAGACGGAGCGAGAAGCGUAAGAUUCAUGGGUCCUAAUUGCCAAGAUUGUGGAUGGAGAGAAUACGACAACGUAUUGUCACAAGACAGAUGGUAUGCGACUCAACAAAUCCUUCCGAACGGAGACUUCAUAUUGGUAGGAGGGCGCAAAAGCUUUAGCUAUGAGUUUGUUCCAAUGGAAGGUUUAUCAAGCCAGAAACCCUUUUUCUUUCCAUUCUUAUAUGAAACCUCAGAUUUUGACGAGAACAAUCUCUACCCUUUUGUUCACCUUUCCACCGACGGAAACCUCUUCAUCUUCGCCAACAAUCGCUCUAUACUCCUAAAUCCCAACACUCACAAAAUCGUUCGUACCUUCCCAGUCUUACCCGGUGGAUCACGCAACUACCCUGCCUCCGGCAUGUCUGCCCUACUCCCAAUCGAUCUUAAUGCUGAUACCGUCAACGCCGAAGUCAUCGUUUGCGGCGGCAACAUCCCCGACGCCUUCUACUUCGCCGAGACAAAGAAAAUCUUCCUCCCAGCUCUUCAAGAUUGCAACAGGAUGAUCAUCACAGAUGAAUCUCCUGAGUGGGACUCCGAGUUAAUGCCUUCAGGGAGAACAAUGGGAGACGCUUUGGUUCUCCCCAAUGGACAACUAUUGUUCAUCAAUGGUGCACAAGUGGGCACCGCCGCAUGGUGGGAUGCUGAUAGCCCUAACUACACGCCCGUGUUGUAUAGCCCUGAGAAGCCUAAGGGGUUGAGGUUUAAGGUGCUCAAACCAAGCCAAAUAGCAAGAAUGUACCAUUCUACUUCAGCAGUGCUUCCUAGUGGCAAAAUUUGGGUUUCUGGAAGCAACACUCAUGAUACAUAUAGGGACGUGGAUAAGUUCCCAACUGAGACUAGAGUUGAGGCUUUCUCUCCUCCUUAUUUGGACACGGACUUUGACAAGUAUAGGCCACAGAUUAAUGAGGAUGUUUCAGAGAAAGAGUUGAGUUAUGGGGGCAUCUUUGAGACGGUGUUCUCAGUGGAAGAUGCAGAUGGGUUGACCAAGAAUGACAUUAAGGUGUCCAUGUAUUCCCCACCCUUCACUACUCAUGGGUUUUCAAUGGGACAGAGGCUUUUGUUUCUCCGAAUUGAGGAUUUGGUCGCAGAUUUUGAAGGGUUUUACAGGGUUAGGUUGGUGGCACCUCCAUCUAGUGUCAUUGCUCCUCCUGGGUACUACUUGCUCUUUGUCGUCCACCGUGGAUUGCCUGGCAAGGCAAUGUGGGUGCACAUACAAUAA